Molecule: messenger RNA, 2251 nt
Organism: Neltuma alba
Lineage: Eukaryota; Viridiplantae; Streptophyta; Magnoliopsida; Fabales; Fabaceae
Product: alkaline phosphatase D
Exons: 9
Coding region: 868-2043 (391 amino acids)
Source: RefSeq, a predicted model, not a curated record
UGCUUCAGAAACCAGGCAGCAUGUUGUUUCUCGAAUUGCCUUUGGAUCAUGCUCCAACCAAAGCGCUCCUCAGUUUAGAAUAUUUUGACUUCGCCCACUGUAGCGGAACUGUGUAAAAGAGACAAAAAUGCUCAAAUAAUUGGUGUAUGGAUGCUAUUCGUGCAGCUGAAAGAAGCAGAGGUGGAGAUGAACAUCAAUAACAUAACCAUUUUAAUAAAUCGAGAUGCCCAUGGAAAUGAGUUUCGUCCCAAAGAAUAGUUCUCUAGGUGGAAGAAAACGUAACUUUUAAUAUUUUACAGCAAUUUCAGAUUGAAAUACAAGGUGGCGGAGAUUUUAGUUAACAAUAUUGAAGUUUAUGGCAGAUGCCUUCCUUUCUAUUAUAUCAUAGGCAAGACUAUGCUGCCUUAGAUUUUCAGUAGAUCCAAGUUAUCAAGAGUCGGAGCUGCAUAUUAGAUGCUUUCCGAGCAUGGCCCUGGCCCAUCAAGCUAAUUUAUUGGUUUGAGCAUGAGUUGCAAUCUGACACUAGAUCCUUGAUUGACGAGUUUUCUUUGGCUGCUUUCUCUAAACCACCUUCUUCCCAGCUCAAGUUCGAUAUAUGUUAUCUUUGGGAUCUUUAUUGGGAUGAUUAAAUGAAAUGUCAAAAGUUCAUGUUUCAACUCACUGUAUCGAAGUUAUAUGCCUAUACUGUAUAUUUAAUAUUGUAUUUUUGAAGGAAAGCUCAUAUCAAAUUCGGUUAUAUUAUGUUAUACAUGGUGCUUCCUUUCUGAGUGAUAUUCUUUCUGAUGCCCAUUGUAACCCUGUCUUGUGGUUUUAUGCCAGCCCAUUUGGGAUGCAAUAGUCGAUUUCCAUCCCCAGAUUUUUAUAUGGAUGGGUGACAACAUAUAUGGAGACUUGAAGCGGCCUUUUAAAAUCUUUGGACCAGAAAGGACAAUUGGGCCAUGGAAGAACAUUCCACGAUUCUUCUCUUCCUCUCGGCAAGAAAUGGAGGCUAAAUACAGGGAAGCCAAGACCAGUCCGGGCUAUUCUCAACUUCGAGAAAAAGCUGAGGUUAUUGGUACUUGGGAUGAUCAUGAUUAUGGAUUAAAUGAUGCAGGAAAAGAAUUUUCUGAAAAAAUCACCAACCAAGUGCUGCUUCUUGAUUUUUUAGAUGAACCUCAAGAUAGCCCAAGGCGAAAGCAGGCCGGCGUAUAUGCAUCAUAUGUAUAUGGUCCUAUGGGUAGAGACAUCAAGAUUAUCCUGUUAGAUACCAGAUACCACAGAGACCCUGUAGGAAGUGAUGGAACCAUCUUGGGGAGUUCACAGUGGCUAUGGUUGGAGCAAGAGCUAAAGGGUCCAGCUACAGCCAUUACCUUAAUAGGAUCUUCUAUUCAGGUUAUAUCAAAUCUUUCAGCAGCCACUCGCCCACUGUUUGCUAUGGAAUCUUGGGGUCGUUUUCCUAAGGAGAGAGAUCGGCUUUUCAAAGUAAUAGCAGAUAGUAAGAGGAACGGAGUGCUCUUUAUAAGUGGGGAUGUUCACUUUGGGGAAAUCACAAGAUAUGACUGUGCACUGGACUAUCCACUGUAUGAUAUAACUUCUAGUGGGUUAACUCAAUCAAUUGAGGAAGUAGUCCCACCUUCCUUGCGUUUUCUAGUGAGAUUCAUUGCUUGGUUAACCCCAUCUACAAUGAGAGUUAAGGGUCAGAACUGCAGAUACAAAUCUUGUAUAUAUGGCAAACCUAAUUUUGGAACUAUUGAGAUAGAUUGGGAUUCUCACCCGGUGACAAUGAAAUUGGAAGUCAGGGAUGUAGAUGGAGUUCCUGUGACAGGUGUAAAUGUUUCAUUAUUGGAACUACAGAAAUCAAAGGUUGAGGCUCGGAACAAAGUAAAAGCUGGACAUUAUGAGAAGCAUUGCUCUCUUGAAACUUGUCUGCCAUGGAUUAUAAGAUAUCGUCUGGCUAUCUUGUUCUUGUCCAUCUUAGCUGUGUUGCUUCUUGUGCUCCUUGGGCUGGCUUACGCUAUCAUUAAACUUGCCAGCUGUGGAGUCUCCAAACUCAAGAAUGAUUGAGAUUUGUGGUUCUUCUCUCUCACAUCCCUUUUCUUUCUUUCUUUCUUUUUCUUCUAGGAAACAUAGUUUGAGAUGAGCCCUAGUGUUUAUAAUUUAUGAGUAAUAUAUUCAGUAAAAAAAAAAAUCCUCUCAAAAAUAUUAUGAGUAAUAUGACUUGUUUAUAAAAUUCAUUACAAAUUUAUAAUACAGCAAUUUAGGGUUCGUUUGA